AAACUGUGGAAACACAAUCACACACAGAGGCUAAAAGCGUGGAUAUCAUGCAGUUACAUGAAACUGCAUUAUUUCUAGCUGAUAAACACUCGAGCCGCCUCUCCUCUUACCCGUCUUGGUGUGUUCUCCCGUCUUGUGUGUAAGCAAAGGGGGACUGGAUUCAGAGAGGGGGGCGACAACAGUCAGGAAUGUUUCUUCCGGUUCCACUCAGCGUAAAAAACGAACUAAAGCUCAUGUGGUCCUUGUAGUCAGUCUGCGACCCGACACCUUUGCCUCCACUGCUUUUGCCUCACUGGAUGUUGCACGACACACCUCUGAGACUCCCUCUGGUUCCCCCCACUUGCUGGACAAACCACUGAGAGUGCUCUGCGCCUGGAGAAGUGCAGCCAACUUCUGACAGCCUGUAUUAGGCUUUGACUGAACCUUUGAGUCUUUUUCCUCUUUCUGUUUCCUUUACUUUGAAGUAUUUCCACCCAAUCAUUACUACCAGACCAGCCCCUUGCUGUUUGCUUCAUUGUAGAAGCAGGUGUUAAUUUCUCUCCUCGGAGAGAAGGAUCAACCAGUAUCUCCCCAACUGGCCCCCUAUUGGUGCUGCUUGAGAGGGGGAGGGAGGGGAAGGAGAGGAGUGGACUCUGUGCAGUCCAUUAUUUUUAACUGGAGAUGAAGCUGCAAGCUGUCAUGGAGAACCUGCAUAGGCAGCAGAGGGCCAAGCUGCUGAUGGAGCAGCAGUUACAGCUACAGCAGCAGGCUGCAGCUCAACACACACAAGUGCGUACAGGUGGAGAAGGAGGGGGCGAACUGAUGGGCAGCCCAGUCACUGAAGCAGAAAAGGCCCAGAUGGCAGCGCUCGCAGCCAUGCGUGCUGCAGCGGCCGGGCUGCAGAGGGUGUCAGACAGCCCCAUGUCGGACCGUAGCAGUGGUGGUGAAGAUGAUGAUGUUGAUGAUGACGAUGACGAUGAUGACAAUGAAGAACGGGAGGAGCACUACAAGGACAUGAUGGGCUCAGAUGAGGAAGAGCAGAUCAAGCGGAAAUGGGACGAGGAUGACUUUGAAGGUGAGAUGGAAGAAGACUUUGAUGAUGACCUCAGGGACGAAGGUCUGCCAACAGGGCAUGAUGCUGUCGCUCCAGGGAAAGGGAUUCUCCUGCUGCCUCACCGCCAGCUCCACCCUCACACUCAGCUGCUGAAGGCCCGUCCCACCGUGGACCAGGAGCCCCGCGUUGCUAUCCUGCCUCUCCACGCUUCUCACAGCCAUCUGGGCGGACAGGACCAUGGGGAAUGGACCUACGAAGAACAGUUCAGACAGCUGUACGAACUGGACGGAGACCCAAAGAGAAAGGAGUUUUUGGACAACCUCUUCAGCUUCAUGCAAAAACGCGGAACUCCUGUGAAUCGAAUUCCAAUUAUGGCCAAACAGGUCUUGGAUCUGUAUAUGCUCUACAGGCUGGUGACGGAGAAGGGUGGUCUGGUGGAGGUCAUCAACAAAAAGCUGUGGAGGGAGAUCACCAAGGGACUCAACCUGCCUACCUCAAUCACCAGCGCAGCCUUCACCCUUCGCACACAAUACAUGAAGUACCUGUACCCAUACGAAUGUGAUAAGAGGGGUCUGAGCAACCCCAACGAGCUCCAGGCAGCCAUCGACAGUAACCGGAGAGAGGGUCGACGACAGAGCUUCGGGAGUUCGCUUUUCACCUACUCACCCAAUGGAACGCCCACCAUGCUGUCCUCACCCAAGAUCCCCACAUCAGGUGUGGGCCUGACAGUGGCCACCAACGGUGCCUCAAUGACCCCUAUCCAGAAAAUCAAAAAAGAGGAGGGAGGUCAGCCACUGCCUGGCCUCGGUAUGCCUCGUCUACCUGUGGGGGCGCUGGCGGGUCACUCGGUAGCUGCCGUGCAGGCAGCGGCAGCUCAGGCGGCCAUGGCGGCUCAGGUGGCAGCUCUGGAGCAUCUGAGGGACAAGCUGGAGGCUGGAGAACCUCCAGAGAAGAAGAUGGCACUGCCGGCCGAGGAACACCACAGACUACUGCAAAGAGCUUUGCAGCACAACCUGCUGGCCAUGACUGCCCAGAUCCCCAUGAACAUCCGCAUCAACAACCAAGCAGAUAGCAGACAGGACUCGGCUCUCAACCUCACUACUAACGGGACAGGCAGCAUCAGCAUGUCUGUGGAGCUCAACGGCGUCAUGUACACUGGCGUACUUUUUGCUCAGGCAGCGACAGGGGCAACCUCGUCUGCUGUGUCUGGAUUGUCUCUCUCCCACACACCUGCCGGUGCUCAUGCUCCUCCUCCUCAGCAGCAGCAGCAGCAGCAGCAGCAAAACACACCUACCUCAACCUCCAACAACUCUGUGUCUUCGUAAACCUCCAGACUCUCUGCUUCAUUCGUUGUUUGUUUUUUUUAAUUACCAUGCUAAGUCAAGCCAAAAACAAACAUCAUUUUCUACUCGCUGAUGCCAAAAAAAAGAGAAGACCCCAGAAAUGGCGCAGGAAGAUGCAACCGUAAACUCGGAUCACUUGAAGUACACUAUCUCAGGUUUCUUCACUUACAAACUCACCUCUUUUGUUUUUCGUAGCCAAAAUAACUCUGGAAACAAAAAGUCCUAACUAAGAGUCAGUAUAUGCUCAACAAUGCACAUCAGUCAGUUAUUUAUUUAUGCAAAAAUGUACAGCUUAUCAGGGAACAAAGGAGAAAACAAUAUUUAGAAAGGGCAACAACAAACUUUUUUUUUUUUACACACAAACACAGCUACUGACUGACAGUAACGUUUUUUUUCUCAAGAUUUUGUUUAUUUUAUUUGAUCUUUUCGAUGACAUCGAUAUUAUUAUUGUUCUCUAUUGUGUUAAUCAUUUAAAUCGUUAAUAAUCUUCCCACUGCAGGAGAAAAAAAAGUUUAUAUAUUUAGAAUUCUAUAAAAAAAAGACAAUAUUAAUAUUCUCUAUUUUUAAUCAGAAUAGCUUUAAAGGUAUAUAUUGUUUCUUCAGGGCAUAUAACAAUGUACCGCUGUGACCUCAUUUUGUGUAUAAGAACCUUAUUCACGUGGCAGCCAGUUUGUUUCUCUGUGGAAGAGCGAUCGGUGCGAACCUACCAAAACCUUACGGUCACCCAACAUAAAACACGUGGAUCUCCAUAUAUUUGCAUGAAUGAUUCUGAAUAAUGAAGAUAUCUGAGGAAGCAGCUCAGCUUCCUGCUGCGUCUGUGCACUU
Messenger RNA from Cynoglossus semilaevis (tongue sole), 3201 nucleotides. RefSeq names its product AT-rich interactive domain 3A (gene arid3a). Gene Ontology annotation, cellular component: nucleus. Lineage: Eukaryota; Metazoa; Chordata; Actinopteri; Pleuronectiformes; Cynoglossidae. The record is from RefSeq and is a predicted model, not a curated record. The transcript has 9 exons. The coding region runs from base 661 to 2358 and encodes 565 amino acids. Gene Ontology annotation, molecular function: DNA binding. Gene Ontology annotation, biological process: regulation of transcription by RNA polymerase II.